ACAGUGCAGCUGCUACUGAAAUACUAAAUACCAUUCACUCUUCUUAGUUUCUUAUCAUCCUUUUCUUGACUAUACUUAUAGUGAAAUGUUUUUAAUAGAGAUAAUUGAAGUUAUAUACGUAUACAUCAGAUAUUUUUUGUGGUUUUAGAAAUAUUGGCAGAUAAUGUGGAAAACUCAAAUGGAAGAUCACAUUGACAAGUUACUGGCGAAACUGGGCACCGGCUGGUGGCAGAUUCUUCACUUUCUUACUCUCAGUUUUGCUUCUGGCACACUAGCCGUACAUUCGUUGGCUGGCGUGUAUGUGGCUCCUAGAAUAAAGUAUGAGUGUCGUCUGCCACCUGACACUAAGGAAAGGAGUUAUUUCAUUAAUAAUGGUAGUAUAGACUCUUGCAACUACUUUGUGCUGUAUGAGAAUGGAACUCAAAAUGAGGCACCUUGCACUGAGUGGGACUUCGACAAUUCAACAUUUACGAAUACAAUUACCUCAGAGUUUGGGCUAACAUGCCAAAGGGACUACCUUCGGGCAACUUACCAGAGUAUGUACAUGAUUGGCGUUUUAGUGGGGUCGCCAAUUAAUGGAAUCCUUGCCGACAGAUAUGGGCGGAAGACAAUGUUUACUGGAAGUGCUGUGCUUUAUGCCAUUUUAGCCAUUGUUUCAUGCUGGCUUCCUGGGCUUCCUUUGCUGUUAGUGUUUCGGUUUCUCUUGGGGACACUGCACACAUCAGUUCUCAAGACUGGAUACAUUUUAGCCAUGGAAAUUGCAAACCCUAGAAUACGAACUAUUGUUGGAGUUACCUUAUUUGCGCCGUGGAGUUUGGGAACUAUGGCGUGGGGGGGACUGGCUUACCUGAUGAGGAGUUGGCGUUCCUUGCUCACAGUAGGAUCCUUGCCUUGCUUGCUCUUGCUGCCUCCACUUCUGUUUCUUGAUGAGUCGCCCCGCUGGUUACUCGUGAGAGGAAAGCACACCCAUGCAUGUGAGGUUUUAAAGAAGGCUGCUAGAUGGAACAAAGUAACUCUGCCCCCCGACUUUGAUGUCAUGAGGUUUGAUGAGAGAUAUGCAGAGCAGGUACCCAAAACCAAAGACCAGGCUACAGAUUUAGACUGGAAGACUAUUAUAAAAAAUUGUGCAAAAGGAAUAUUGAUUUUGUUAAGAACACCUCGCCUACGCCUCGCCACCCUAGUGAUGGUUCUGGACUACUUCGUCUUAGGGAUGGUCUACUUUGGUAUCACACUUAGUGGAGGGAACCUCAACUUUGACAUUUUCUCGUAUAUGGUUCUGAUAGGCCUUGCAGGAUUUCCAAGCUAUACUGUAUUGUAUCCUGCUGUGUCGUACUUUGGUAGAAGACUACCAAUAGCUAUAUCUUAUACUGUUACAGGUAUCGUGCUACUGAUACAGCCAUUUCUACCAUCAGGUAACCAGUGGUUGGUUAUAUCUUUAGUACUGACUGGUAAGGUGGCCAUCAGCGCAGCAUUCCAGGGAUGCAACCUCUAUGCUACAGAAUUGUUUCCGACAGAAGUUCGCACCAGUGGUGUCGGUACCUCCUUCAUGCUCUCUAGAGUUGGCUCAGCCAUUGCACCCUUCAUUACAGAUUACCUGGGAGUGAUAUACCCUUGGGCACCUUCAGUUGUCUUUGGCUUGGCAUCAGUCUCUGCAGGACUUGCAACUUUGAGACUUUGGGAAACUCGGUGGAUUUCACUGCCAGACACAAUCCCUCAGCUGGAGAGCACCAAUUUCUUGCCUUUGAAAAAGAACACCAACCAGAUCACAGAUGACCAAGAAUGUACAGCUGAGUCCAUGGUGAAGCUUUGAUGGUUUACUAGAGUAGUACAUAAUACCAAUAAAUCUGAUACAAACACCAUAA
Messenger RNA from Macrobrachium nipponense, 1862 nucleotides. RefSeq names its product organic cation transporter protein-like. Gene Ontology annotation, cellular component: membrane. The transcript is spliced from 13 exons. The record is from RefSeq and is a predicted model, not a curated record. Gene Ontology annotation, molecular function: transmembrane transporter activity. The coding region runs from base 164 to 1810 and encodes 548 amino acids. Lineage: Eukaryota; Metazoa; Arthropoda; Malacostraca; Decapoda; Palaemonidae. Gene Ontology annotation, biological process: transmembrane transport.